Molecule: messenger RNA, 1179 nt
Organism: Acytostelium subglobosum LB1
Lineage: Eukaryota; Evosea; Eumycetozoa; Acytosteliales; Acytosteliaceae
Exons: 7
Coding region: 1-1179 (392 amino acids)
Molecular function (GO): RNA binding
Source: RefSeq, a predicted model, not a curated record
AUGAGCGGCAUGAACAACAUGAACAUGGGAGGCAUGGGCGGCAUGAACAACAUGGGCGGCCAAGGUGGCAUGGGCCAAGGCGGUAUGGGUGGUGGCAUGGAGGAGGAGGGCUUCAAGGUCUUUGUCGGUCACAUCCCACUCAACAUGACAGAGCAGGAGAUUGGUGAGAUCUUCGAGAAGUACGGAGAGAUCCUCGAUAUCUCAAUCAUCAAGGACAAGCGUUCAAACAUCUCUAAGGGAUGUGCAUUCAUUACCUUUGCCACAAAGGAUGUGGCCGAUGUCGCCAUGAACACCACCAACUCGUCAAUGACAUUCUUGGGAGAUCUCCACAAGCCAUUGCAGGUCAAGUACUCGGACAACGAGAUUGAGAAGAUGGAGAGAAAGCUCUUCAUUGGAAUGCUCGGUAACGCUGACGAGGAGGCCAUCACCGGCACCUUUGGUCAGUUUGGUGCCAUUGAGGAGCUCACCAUCGUCCGUGAGAAGGAUGGCAAGCCAAAGGGAUACGGAUUCAUCAAGUUCCAAUCCAGAGAGGAGGCUGAGGAGUGCAUCAGACAGCUUGACGGCAAGGCUACCCUUCCCGGCUCGCUUAACCCAGUGAUCGUCAGGUUCGCAGAGACCGAGAGACAGAAGCGCAAGAAGCAACAGCAACAGAUGAUGACCAACAACAACCAAUGGGGUGGUGGUGGUGGUGGCAAUGGUUUCUACCAGCCUCAGCAGCAGAAGCCUUUCCCAAUGUUUGGUGGAUACAACAACCAGAUGGGAGGUAUGCAACAACCCAAGCAGCAUCAACAACAGCAGCAGCAGCAGGACAAUGGCUUUGGCAACCCACAUUCAAACCCAUUCAACAACUCUGGAAGAUCUGGCGCUUUCCCAAUGAUGAAGCCAAGAUACCCACGUCAGCAACAGUACAAUGACGACCAGGGUCCAGAGUCCAACGACCUCUUUAUUUACUAUCUGCCACCAUCAUAUGGUGACAACGAGCUUAGAGAACUGUUCCAGUCAUUCGGUGAGGUCAUCAGCGCCAAGGUCUACAUUGACAAGGUUACCCAGCAAUCCAAAUGUUUUGGUUUCGUCAGCUACAACAACACUCAGUCUGCCAUCAACGCUAUUAACAAUAUGAAUGGAUUCCAAAUCGAAGGAAAGAAGCUGAAGGUCAACUUCAAGAAAGAGAGAAACUAA